Messenger RNA from Cinclus cinclus, 945 nucleotides. It is a transcript of the gene CCDC42, whose product is annotated as coiled-coil domain containing 42. NCBI's taxonomy places the organism in Eukaryota, Metazoa, Chordata, Aves, Passeriformes, Cinclidae. Bases 1 to 945 code for a protein of 314 amino acids. The record is from RefSeq and is a predicted model, not a curated record. The transcript has 7 exons. Gene Ontology annotation, biological process: spermatid development.
AUGGCGCACAAGAACUUGAGCUAUUACCGGGGGCAGUACAAGGACAGGCUCCUGCCCUUGCUCAGGGAGCUCCGGGCGACAGAGGAAGACUCCACGAACUCGUUUAUCUGCAUGAUGAAGAAGAUGAAAGAAGUGCGACUGAUGGAGAAGGUUGUGGAAGAGACAGAGGAGGCCUUUGCAGAGAGGAUGGAGGCCAUUGCUGAGCAGUGGAGGGACCUGCACGCCAGGAGGGCCCAGCUGAAAGCCCACGUGGUGACAUGUGGGACAACUGUAAAGGAGAAUGAAAGGCUGCGAACCCAAGCUCUGAAGAAAGCCAAAGAAGAGAAAGAGAAGAAUACAAAAAAGGAAAGUGAGCUCUUGAGGGCUAGGAAGGAACUGGAAGCUCUCAGAAAACAGCACCAGAAACUCUCCAAAAAAUUGCUGAAGUACUCCCUGUUCAAGAGGUACCUGGAGGAUGUGGUGGAGAAUUCACAGGUGAGCUUGGAUGUGGCUCAGUUCCGGGAUGUCGAGGACGUCAUUUCCUACUACAAGGCCCUGGUGAGGACACGCAAGGACCUGCUGCAGUCCCAGUGGUGGCACCGACAGCUGAUGGAGCAGGGCAAGGUCCUGCAGCAGCAGAUCAGGGCAGAGAAGGAAGCUGAGAUGCUUCAGUGCAAGAAUGACCUGGUGCAGCUCAAAGAAUCAUUUGACCGGGCUCAAGGCAACAUCCGGCAGUGGGAGGAUCGCUGGGCUGAGGUCCAGGACAGGGCUGCCAGGAAGGCCACGGAGCUGAAGUCCCUCAACAUGGCCAUCCAGAGCCUCUUCCAGGCCGCCAGCGCACGGCUCCAGCCAAAGGACAGGGUGGCAGCUGGGGACAGCCACAGGCAGCUGGACACGAUCCAGCAGUUCAUCUACGACCUCCAGGACUUCACGGAGGACAUGAAGGAGUGCAGCCAACAUCUGUGA